This is a messenger RNA of Carya illinoinensis, 786 nucleotides long. RefSeq lists its product as uncharacterized. Lineage: Eukaryota; Viridiplantae; Streptophyta; Magnoliopsida; Fagales; Juglandaceae. The transcript has a single exon. The coding region runs from base 1 to 786 and encodes 261 amino acids. The record is from RefSeq and is a predicted model, not a curated record.
AUGGUGGAAGAGGAAUUGACUAGGAGGUGGGAAGGAUUUCACUUAACAGAUGUGGAGAAUGAAGUCUUGGAGCUGGCCAAUGAGGUAGAUAAGGAGGCUAAAUGUCAAGGUAAACAUUUUAUUCUUGCUCUGAUUCUCACGGAGAAAGAAGCCAAUAAAGAAGCUUUCAAGAAUACCAUGUCACAGAUUUGGAGACUGGAUGGAUGGGUUUCCUUUACAGAUAUGGGGGAUCACAAGUUUCUAAUUGAGUUCCAAUUUCAAUUAGACAUGGAGAAAGUUAUUUUAGGAAGGCCUUGGUUUUUUGAUAGAAGCAUUGUGGCUAUUCAAUUAUUUGAUGGAAGCAUUCCUUUCAAUGAGAUUGCAUUUAAUUAUGAACUUUUUUGGGUGCAAAUUCAUAAUCUUCCAUUAAAUAGUAUGAACCAGGAGGUUGGUGGGCAAGUUGGUGCCACCAUUGGUAAGGUUCUGAAAGUUGAUGUGGAUGAGGAAGGAUGGGGAUGGGGCAGGUGUCUGAGAGUUCAGGUUGAAGUGGACUUAUACAAACCUUUGGUUCGAGGCAAGAGGAUUUUAGCAGGGGGCAAGUCUGCUUGGGUUGAUUUUAAGUAUGAGAGGCUGCAGUCCUUUUGUUUUAAAUGUGGUGUUCUGAAACAUAAGGGAAGGAGUUGUUCUGGGCAGUCUUCUGACAUCAAAUUUCAAUAUGGACCUUGGCUAAGAGCUCAACCAAUGCACUCUAAUAUCUUUGAUGCCAAGAAAUAUGGUGGUAGGCACAAUUUAGAUCACCGGAAUUAG